AUGCCGCCAACCAAACAGUCAACCCGCUACGUAUUCACCAUCAACAAUUACACCGACAAUGAUAUCAAGCUCCUCAAACCCUUCUACGAAGAUUACUGCAAAUACCUUGUUUACGGCAAAGAAGUAGGCGAGAAGGAGCUUACUCCUCACCUUCAAGGAUUCUUCACACUGAACACAAAACUCUCCAUGACCGGCGUACACAAAGCCCUCGGAUCCUCCAAGAUUGCUCUCCAACCCGCCGCUGGUACAUCUGUACAAGCUUGGAGUGUCACCUGA
Molecule: messenger RNA, 276 nt
Organism: Seminavis robusta
Lineage: Eukaryota; Bacillariophyta; Bacillariophyceae; Naviculales; Naviculaceae
Source: the annotation of a GenBank genome assembly